Molecule: messenger RNA, 483 nt
Organism: Letharia lupina
Lineage: Eukaryota; Fungi; Ascomycota; Lecanoromycetes; Lecanorales; Parmeliaceae
Exons: 2
Coding region: 1-483 (160 amino acids)
Source: RefSeq, a predicted model, not a curated record
AUGGAUAUCCCAGCGAACCUCUAUUUACUCCACCAAUACGUAGAUGACUUUGGACUAAAAGAUGACCGCAUUGACUAUGAAAUGAAGAACAAGUUCAUUUAUAUCUCCGGCUACGGCGAGAAAACAACCCACGAGAAGUUUAACUCCCUGCUUUUGGAUGGAGGCAAGUCGGAAGAUUCCAAAAGGCGGCUGAGACUAUUCCCAGGCCUUUGGGAAGAAGAAAAAGGGCAGACAUGUGACCAGCUGUUCGCAUGUGCUGUCUUCCAAGUCGUUGAAGGCUUCUGGAGAGUGUACGACAGACUAGAACCGGAAGGCAAGCUAAAUGAGAAGAAGAUCGAGGUUACUCUGCGAUCAUUCAUUACUGGGCAAGCGAACUGGAGCCAGGACGCAAUCAACCUCUACAAUCUCGGAAACGCCCAGGUCGUUUUUGAGAAUGGCUCUAUCGAGUCUUUCAAAGACGCCUCUCUGUCUAGUAACAAUUAG